Molecule: messenger RNA, 653 nt
Organism: Frieseomelitta varia
Lineage: Eukaryota; Metazoa; Arthropoda; Insecta; Hymenoptera; Apidae
Gene: Def2
Product: defensin-2-like
Exons: 2
Coding region: 80-397 (105 amino acids)
Biological process (GO): defense response
Source: RefSeq, a predicted model, not a curated record
UCUGAGCGACAUCAUUCCAAGUUGACACAAGCAUCUGGAAGUGAGAAUAGUACUAUCAUAUAGUUUUACUCGAAGUAUUAUGAGGGUUCUCGUUCUUUUUUGCGUUCUUGCUACCGUUACCUACGUCUCAGGCGCAAUUAUUCCGGAUGUGAUCUACGAUGGUCCAAUUUACGAACUAAGAGAAAUUGAAGGCACUAAUGACGAAGCGACAGAGACAGUGGGGGAUGAUUCGAUUGAUCUGGCAUCACUUCGACAUCGCAGAGUAACGUGCGACGUUUCAUCAUUUCAAUCAAAAUGGUUGAACGUUAAUUUUCAUUCUGCCUGUACUGUCAGUUGCUUGGCGCAACGUCGUAAAGGUGGUUCCUGUCGAAACGGCGUUUGCAUUUGCCAUAAAUAAAAUAUUCGACAAUCAAUACGAAGAAUUCAGUAUUAUAAAUAUUUUAUUUUUGAUCUCUUUACUUUUAUAUUAUACGUUUCAUAUUAUUUCGUAUACAUUAUAAUAUGAAAUUUUUAUAUAUUUCAUACGUUUUAUAAUUUGUUGAUUUGGAUUUUAUAAUUUGUGAAUGAUAUCAUUUUUUAAGUGAUAAUUCAACGAACACACUGCAGUUGUACUUGAAUGUUGCAAUUGAAUAAAUCAGGCAAUAUGAAGAGUU